Messenger RNA from Octodon degus (degu), 1044 nucleotides. RefSeq names its product calcium and integrin binding family member 3 (gene Cib3). The record is from RefSeq and is a predicted model, not a curated record. Lineage: Eukaryota; Metazoa; Chordata; Mammalia; Rodentia; Octodontidae. Gene Ontology annotation, molecular function: calcium ion binding. Bases 101 to 760 code for a protein of 219 amino acids. The transcript is spliced from 6 exons.
GGCCCCGGUGACCUGUCCGAGCCCCUGUCCUUGCCCCUGGAUGCCAUCGCAGGCCACCCAGAAAGCUUGGCUGUAACUUGAGUCUGCUAGGCUGGGGGUGAUGGGGCGGUGUGGGGGUGACAGGCAGGCAGAACACUUGCCCACACGCUGGCCGCAGCUGCUUGACCCUGGCACCCUGGAGGCCGUGGUCCUCACCAUGGGCAGCAAGCAGACGGUGUUCACGCGUGAGCAACUCGAGGAGUAUCAGGACUGCACAUUCUUCACCAGGAAGGAGAUAAUGAGGCUCUUCUACCGUUACCAGGACCUGGCGCCCCAGCUCGUGCCCCUGGACUACACCGGCUGCCCAGCUGUGAAGGUGCCCUACGAGCUCAUCGGCAGCAUGCCAGAGCUGAAGGACAACCCUUUCCGCCAGCGCAUCGCCCAGGUCUUCUCCGAUGACGGCGACGGCCACAUGACGCUAGACAACUUUCUGGACAUGUUUUCCGUGAUGAGUGAGAUGGCCCCGCGAGACCUGAAGGCCUACUACGCUUUCAAAAUUUAUGACUUUAAUAAUGAUGACUACAUCUGCGCCUGGGACCUGGAGCAGACGGUGACUCGGCUGACCCGGGGCGAGCUGAGUGCUGAGGAGGUCAGCCUGGUGUGUGAGAAGGUGCUGGAUGAGGCGGACAGCGACCACGAUGGGCGGCUGUCCCUGGAGGACUUCCGGAACAUGAUCCUGCGGGCCCCCGACUUCCUCAGCACCUUCCACAUCCGCAUCUGAGGAGGGUGUCCCCAGGAGGAGCUGCAGCAGGGCUGCCAUGGGAAUAAAGAGUCACUAAGUCACACCUGCUGUCCCUCCUUCCCAGGUCCAUCUUUGGUCUAGAGGCUGGGUGGCAGGAGGUUCUGUGUCCACGGUACCCUGCUGUUUGCCUGGGGUGGCGGCCCCCUCUGGGCCACAUUCAUGGCUUGCACGGAUGUCUGCGUCAGCUUCUGGAUCGCUGUCCUCGCAAAGGUGGCAGUGCCACCUGUGUGUCUGUGGGGCAAUGGCAGGUGGGUGUGUACCCA